Messenger RNA from Colletes gigas, 2494 nucleotides. RefSeq names its product galactoside 2-alpha-L-fucosyltransferase Sec1-like. Gene Ontology annotation, molecular function: galactoside 2-alpha-L-fucosyltransferase activity. Gene Ontology annotation, cellular component: membrane. NCBI's taxonomy places the organism in Eukaryota, Metazoa, Arthropoda, Insecta, Hymenoptera, Colletidae. The record is from RefSeq and is a predicted model, not a curated record. Bases 1104 to 2108 code for a protein of 334 amino acids. Gene Ontology annotation, biological process: carbohydrate metabolic process. The transcript is spliced from 3 exons.
AUUCAAUGAAAUAGUAAUAUAACGUAAAUAAAGUGUAACUAAUACAGUGAAUAGAACUUGAUGAAAUCACAGACGAAGUCGGAUUUCAGCUGUUUCGAGAACGAGAAGGAAAAGCUCAUAUUCGCCUUCCUUCUCGAAAUAGUGGGGCUCACGUACGCAUGUUUAGAGAUUAGUGUGCGUAAGUGAUGGAGCAGUUUCAUCUGGGCACCGGUCUGGCGUCUGGUAAUACCGAAAACAUUCUACAGUAUUGUCACAGACGAGGUAUAGGAUAGCUAAGUCUUAAUUCCGAAUACUACAAGUGCUAAAUUCGAAUUCCAGUAUGAACUGAUAACAUGGAAAGUGAUACGGCAUGGUAAAGGGUCUCGCGAGCCUCGCCAUCGUCCGUGUGACAAAGAACAACAUUCUAUGUAAUGUCUACUCUAUACCUCGUCUGUGAUAGAAGUGUAAUCUAUACCCGUUGCACCCGUUAAGCAGAAACGUCUUCGCAAUAAAUGGAUGUUACAGUACUAUUCUGCAUUAUCCGUCGACCUAGUCCGACCGGCGCCAACUGAAAUUACUCUAUAUAUCAUACUAACCAGGGGUGACGGUUUCUCAUGACGUCAUCCGUCGGGCCAACAUCUCCCGUUCCAAGGAUGGAAGUUCGACCGGAACGAAGCGUUGUUAGCUAUUCGGCUGCCUGGCUAAACGGUUUUCGAAAUCAUUUUUAGAAAAACGUCGCGAUACGAAAAAUAAAUGAUAUUCCGUGAUUGUUCGUACCGGGGGAAAAAACAUCGGUCGAGGUACACGAAGCAUCCCGUGGAUACGCAACAAGCGUCAAUGCACGAGGCACGCAUCGAUUUCACCGGGAAAACAUGAGUGACGGAAACAACGGGCAGAUCGACGCGAGUCUCGCGGCUAGUAGCGCUCUUCGAAUGCAAUGCGAAUAUUUUGUAGGAACGGAUGUACGUCGGAAAGCAAAGGACAUGGCACACCUGUAGAUACAAAAUGUUGGACUAGUGGAAGUUGAAGAGUAGAAAAUAAUAAGCAAAGAACAAUAGUGCAGAAGAUAGAAAAAGAAUUGGUCUGUACGUAGUGACAACGCCAUACAGGAGCAAAUAAGGAUAAUGAGUCACGCUCAGCAGCAUGUACUUGCAAGCGCAAUAGUUCUCGCUCUGAUAGUGGUCUUUGGCAUCCAUGUCUUCCUGUUUCCCAUGUACACAUCCAACCCACCAGCUCGUCACAUAAAGAUCUCAACGUACGAGCAGGCGCUUUGUCGUACCACCUUAAAGAAUAUCAGAAUACCGCCGGAGUGGAGAAAUCCUUGUCCUAAAUAUGGAAUAGUUUCGGCGGCCCAAGGUGGUAGACUAGGAAAUCAAAUUUGGGAAUAUGUUUCGGUAUGGGCUACUGCUAGAAUGACCGGGUUAGAACCAUUCAUGCCGCGUUGCAUACUAAAAACCCUCGAGGAAUACUUUGAAAAUCUUAGUAUUCCGCCGCUUAGUUACAUCGGACGAUGCAAUUUAAAUAUUAGUCAAGUUGUUAAUUCUCCUGGACAAUGGAACAGUACAGAACAGAACAUCAUCAUACCGAGACACGCGGCUUACUGGUCUUUCAUCCUGAUGUGGUUGGACGAUAUACGAAGAGAAUUUACAUUUAAGCCAAAUUUAAGAACUUAUGCAGAAAGGGUAUUAAAAGAGGUAGCGGAAGAAUUUAACUUACCUGAACCAACGUUUGUAAGCAUUCAUGUACGAAGAACAGACUAUGUAGACUAUUUGUGGCAGAAAUUGAAAAUCAGACCUGCUCCUGUCAGCUACUAUUUUGCGGCAAUGGAUUACUUUGUUGGCAAGUAUAAUAAUGUAGUAUUUAUAGUGACUAGCGAUAAUAUAGCUUGGUGCAAGUAUAAUUUGCAUAGUAAACGAUAUAGAAUCAAAUUUGUGUCCGAUGUAAAUGCUAAAGGUCCUGGCAAAGACCUUGCAGUUUUAUCAGCAUGUAAUCACAGUAUUAUAGAUUAUGGUACAUACGGUUCGUUUGGCGCAAUUUUAGCCGCCGGUGAAACUGUGGUGUACAAUGUAACAACUUAUUUUUCCACCUUAAUUGCUGAAGUUUUGCCAAACUGGAAGAUAAUGAGUUGAAUGAAAAUCAAAAGAGCUCAUUUCAUGAAUCUCAAAUUAGAAAUGACGCGUGUACAAACACUUUGUUAAAAAUACUUUUUAUACGGAUUCAAACGAUCGUUUCGUUCAAUUUUAGAACGUGAAAAUAACAUUCUUUAAUGUUCAUUUGAAAAUUAAAACUGCUCAAGGAUGAAAUUUUUCUAUAACAUUAUUGUAUUGGGCACAAAUGUUUGUUUAUUGCUUAUUAUUUUAGUGAAGAAUAACAGUUUUCUGAAAUACCAUAUUCACCAUUUUAAAUUGUUAAAUAAUCAAUUUUAUUUGUAAUUCUAAUAUACACAUGCAGGGUGUUCAGCCACCCCUGGGAAAAAUUUUAAUGCGAGAUUCUAGAGGCCAAAACAAGACAAAAA